Oikopleura dioica is the source of this 1170-nucleotide messenger RNA. The record is from the annotation of a GenBank genome assembly. Lineage: Eukaryota; Metazoa; Chordata; Appendicularia; Copelata; Oikopleuridae.
AUGAGCGAAGUUGUCUGUAAAGAAGAGUCAGCAUCCGAAGAAGACACAGAAGAAUUUCUUAUCAAAAAUGAAUCUUCUCAAAUGAUGUGCAUGGAAAAUGAUAGUAAUUACCAAGAAAACGUCGAGUUUCACGUCAACAACUCGAAUCCCGAAAGUGUUACGAUCAUCGAAACACCUUACAACGAGUUCGAUGAUAAGAAUAAGGCCUCUGGAAAAGGCUUUGCAUUGGGAAGCAUUUCGGAGAAGAUUGUGCCUUGGCUUCAAAGUCGCUACGACAUUAAAGAAGGUGGCAAGACGGCGAUCCAAGAAAUCAUCACUUUAUACAAUCACGAUUUUCCACGCGACUGCGUUUACUUUCCUCUCGAGUCUUUUCAAGUUGGCCAGCUAGUUCGACAAGCCUUUCCUGAAAUCAGCCUCUGCAAGGUGACAUGCAAAGAGUCCAAGAAACGGUAUCGUUGCUACAAAGGACUGACGCGAAAAGAACCAGAAAACGGUCCUCCCCCGAUUUUCCCCUACGAGCCACCAAAAGUUCAAAAACGAAAGUCAAAGACGGUUCCUCAAAAUCCCCCGAAAGUUAUUUUCAUGCAAGUGGCUGGACUGACUGGCAGUCAAAUCGCCUCUUGUAAAAUUAAACUUCCAAAUCCUUCCCGUCCAUCAAGUUCAUCAACAAUUACGCCUUUACAACACCUUCGAGAACCUCUUCGAGUCCAGUCACCGAAGCAAGAUGCAGCCAUUACUCUCAGUUCUGCGUCAUCUUCCCCGAGUUCUUCAUUACACUCGCCUCGGGCACCUUCGAAUCUCACAAAGAGGGAGAUGCCAAAUCCAUAUUUCGUGCCUUUUAGCAAGCCACAUAAUGAACCACAAACUGAAGCUCAAGAACCAUUAGCAAAGAAAACCUGCAAGCUCGAGCUUGUCCGACUUUCAUCCGAAAAAUCAGCUGAGAGUAUCUCCUCGCAUCAGCAAGAGAUGCUCUCCGAAUUACCAACAAUGGUUGCUUCCCAGCCAACGUCUUCCGCUUCGAAGAGAAAGCUUGAAAUAGGAAAACUCCACGUGACGCAAUCGUUGGAUUAUAUUGAAAGACAGGCAUAUGCUCAAGAAGACUUUCAGGAAAUUGAAGACUUCAUCCUUGAAAGACUAGAUCAAAUACGCUCCAAACAGUUCGGAUUAUAA